AGUGGCAUAUACUGGUCCUCACUAACGCUUACAUUAUUUAUAACAGUCCAAGGCAACAAUUGUAUGUAUCCUACCGAAGCUGCCUUUGAUUCUUCUUUCCAGUUUUUUGGCAACAUCUCGAGUGACCAAUGUAAUUGGUGCUAAUUAAGUCAAUAGACUCACUACUCAAAAAUGGAAAACACUAUAUAACUAUGCUCCCAUAUGUUAAAUUAACGACACUACUUACUUUCUUGGUCAUUACAAUUAUUUUUCUUUCUUUGUAAACUAUGGAAUCAAGAUUGCUUGUGGUUACUCAAUCGGGUAGUGUUGGUGAUUUAUAUUCUCUUAUUCGGGCGGAUCCACACAUUCUUCACAACGUCGACGUUUUGCCUUUUAUCCACACACCUCUCCACGAAGCGUCAUCUGCUGGGAAGAUGGAUUUAGCAAUGGAACUGAUGAUGCUAAAGCCAUCUUUUGCCAAGAAACUAAAUGAGGAUGGCUUUAGUCCGUUGCAUCUCGCUGUUGAGAAUCAGCAAGUUGACUUAGCACUAGCGCUAGUCAAGUUUGAUCCCAGUCUUGUUCGUUAUCAUGGAAGAGGAGGUAUCACACCAUUCCAUCUUGUGGCAAAGAAAGGUGGCGUCGAUCUUCUUACAGAGUUUCUUCGAGCAUGUCCUGAAAGCAUUAGAGAUGCGAACGCCAAUGGACAAACUGCUUUACACAUCACCGUCAUGAACAAAAGGUAUGAAGAGCUCAAAAUUCUAACAGGGUACAUGCAGAGAAUGCGCAAAAGUGAUGCUGCGUACACUGAGAAUGACGUCCUGAACAGGCGCGAUCGUGAAGGCAACACGGCUUUGCACCUAGCGGCAUACGAGAACAAUCACGAGGCAGUAAAACAGUUGUUGAAAUGCAUUUCACUGUACCGGAACAUCCAGAACAAAAGUGGCAUGACAGCCCUUGAUGUCUUACGAGCCAGUGGAUCUCACAUGAACAAAGAUACAGAGAAAAUGUUACAGAAGUCAGGGGGUAAGAGCGGGUACUCUAUAUCUAAAGAAAAGAAGACUACACCGAUGUCUGUCUUCUUGAGAAAACCCGUCACUUUCUUGGAAUAUUGCUCUACGGGAAUGGCACGUUACAGGAGCCGCAUGUCAGAUGGAGCAAGGAAUGCUCUUCUAGUGAUAACAGCUCUUAUAAUCACAUCUACUUAUACUACCGCAAUCCAACCACACGAAAAAGACAAACUAAAUAAUCAAGAUCACGUAGAACUCUUAUUAGAGAUUUUUCUACUAUGGAUAUGCAAUACUGCAGCCUUUUGCUCAUCAAUUGCCUUCACAUAUAUACUCUUACCACUUGGUAAAGCAUAUGCUUGGUGGUUUCUCUUUAUCACUGCACCUCUCAUGGGAUCUUAUGCAAUUUCAAUUUACGUGAAGUAUAGACGGAUCACUGCGAUCUCAGACUUGUUCACCUACUUGUAUCUGAGUAUCGUAUUCUGUUUCCUCGUGUAUUUCUUCAUAUUUUACGUGAAAUGGAAGAGGACUACGAAUAAGAAGAUACAAAAACCCAGAAAUGAGCUGAUGUCGCAACAGUUUAAGAUCAUGGUUUAGCCAUUUGAAGUGUUCGUUCUUUGUUUUUUUUGUUUUCCUUCUUUGUUCUCUGUAAAAUUUUGUUUGUUUUCAACUUUAUCCAACAUAUAUAGCUUUGUAUUUUGGAAAACACUCUUAAAUAUUGUAUCUUUUGAAUAAAAAUUACGUGUUUAAGGUUA
Messenger RNA from Camelina sativa (false flax), 1738 nucleotides. Its product is annotated as ankyrin repeat-containing protein BDA1. Lineage: Eukaryota; Viridiplantae; Streptophyta; Magnoliopsida; Brassicales; Brassicaceae. Gene Ontology annotation, molecular function: protein binding. The record is from RefSeq and is a predicted model, not a curated record.